GAAGCGCCCGGAACGAACCGGGUUCGUGCACGGAUCGGGUAUCGGGUACUGACAGUGACAGUCGUCUCCGGGCAGAACCGGGUCCGCGGCGGGGCCGAGAUGAGCGCGUGGUCGGAGAAGGUGGUGCAGCUGCUCCGCAGGAUGAACAGCUUCUGCUCGGCAGGCUCCAGCCGGGACCGCUGCUUCCGCUUCGAGGUGGGCGGGGCUCAGGUGGGCUGGGUUCCCCCUCACGUGGCCCCGGUCCUGGCCCGCUACCCGGAUGUGUUCCUGCCGCCACAGGGAGCCGUGGUGUCGCUGUGCCCCCGCCUGGACACCCCCAAGACCCGGUCCGAGGCCGUGGACGGCGUCCUGCAGGACCUGAGGCAGCAGGACGGCUUCACCUGUCUGAGAGGAUGGAGGGACGAGCGGUACAGCGUGAUGCCGCAGUUCUCCGACGUUCCUCUGAUGUGGAUGGAGCGAGCUGCUACCAGUCUGUUCGGGGUGAAGCGCUACGGGGUCCACGUCAACGGCUACACCCUGGGUGAUGGAGGCGUGGUCAACAUGUGGCUGGCUCGCCGCGCCGUCACCAAGCAGACUUACCCUGGACUGCUGGACAACGUGGCCGCAGGAGGUCUGGCUGCCGAGGUCGGUAUCAGACACACUCUGGUCAAAGAAUGUCUGGAGGAGGCGUGUAUCCCAGCAGCCAUUGCAGCACGGGCUCGUGCUGUUUCCACGGUGAGCUACACCUACGAUGACGAGGAGGGCGUGUUCCCAGAGAGCCAGUUCGUCUUCGAUUUGGAGCUUCCUGGGGACUUCCGGCCCACAGUGGGUGAUGGGGAGGUGCAGGAGUUCUACCUCCUGCCCAUCGACCAGGUGAAAGAGCUGCUGGCCACUGACGACUUCAAACCCAACUCCGCCAUGGUGGUUCUGGAUUUCCUCAUCAGACACUCCUUCAUUGAUCCCGACACAGAGCCGUGCUACCAGCAGUUUGUGGCAGGACUCCACCAGACGUUAUAGGGCGAGGCGGAGACGCCGGCCACGCCCACAGCAGACCCGCAGGAGGACCGGGGUCCGUCCCUCGGGGCUCCUGCUGUCAUUCAUGAGGCCGAACAGAGACCGUCAGCUGACAGGCUUCAGCCCCACUUCCUGUAGCUCGGCGUCUCACUGAGAGGUGGAGUUGGAGAAGGAACGGUGGAGCUGACCGAAUGAAGCAGAGGAAAACAGCAGUGAUGGAUUCAGGGAGUGGUUUGAGCUCUGAGCUCACUGGGAAUGUCGGCUGCUCUCAGCCAAAUGUCCCGUUUCAGAUGUUCAAUAAAUGCUUCCC
Molecule: messenger RNA, 1303 nt
Organism: Salarias fasciatus (jewelled blenny)
Lineage: Eukaryota; Metazoa; Chordata; Actinopteri; Blenniiformes; Blenniidae
Gene: tpk2
Product: thiamin pyrophosphokinase 2
Exons: 8
Coding region: 100-996 (298 amino acids)
Molecular function (GO): 8-oxo-dGDP phosphatase activity
Source: RefSeq, a predicted model, not a curated record